UUCUUUUGUUUUUGACAACAAAAAACUACUGUAUAAAAGCAUACAUCUUUUUCCAUGAAAUUCUUAUUUGGCCAAAGACAUCGUUUUUUGGGUUGACAUAAGGUGGAUAUCUAGACUUGGAAAGUUUUGUGAUACCAGCUUGUCAUCUUAUGAAAGUGGAAAACGAUGUUGUACAAGAAGACAAGGAAUCUUCCAACCCUGUAGUGGAUAAUUAUCUAAGCGCUAAAAAAAGGGAACGGUACGUAGGGUUUCAACAGUUACACAUACUACUACAACUUGUUUUUAGUUGUUAUGAAGCAAGAGACCGAUAUUUUCUGUGCCUAGAUAAUGUGGAGAGAAGAAAUGGAAGACAAGCCUCUUAUGAUGGAGUCGACUGUAUAGAGGAAUAUAGACAAUAUACCAACCACUGUUUGUCCUCUUGGGUCCGAUACUUUAACCAACAGCGAAAAAUAGCUCAAUCCAAACCCAGAGAUUUCGUUCCCAAACAGAACAAGUAGUUGUAUAUCUUUUUAGAAUAAACAAGUGUAAUGUUUC
This is a messenger RNA of Galdieria sulphuraria, 534 nucleotides long. RefSeq names its product cytochrome-c oxidase-like protein isoform 2. Bases 150 to 497 code for a protein of 115 amino acids. NCBI's taxonomy places the organism in Eukaryota, Rhodophyta, Bangiophyceae, Galdieriales, Galdieriaceae. The transcript has a single exon. The record is from RefSeq and is a predicted model, not a curated record. Gene Ontology annotation, cellular component: mitochondrion; respiratory chain complex IV.